AUGGCUUCCGAUAAGGUUCUGAGCAUGGAGGAGGUGGCCAAGCACAACACCAAGGACGACUGCUGGGUUGUGCUGUAUGGCAAGGCCUACGACUUGACCAAGUUCGCCAAGGUCCAUCCCGGAGGCGCCAAGCUCAUCACGGACGCUGCUGGGAUGGAUGCCACCGCCAUCUUCGAUCCCAUCCAUCCCAAGGAUAUCAUGGACAAGCUGCUGAAACCCUCCUUGACCAUGGGCGUCGUGGAUGCAGCCACCAUCAAGCCGGAGCAUGUUGCCAAGCCUCCUGAGGCACACAAGCCAAAACCCAAGAAGAAGGCUGUGAAGGCUGACGCGGCCGAGGAGGAGAUCGAGGAGUUCAAGAAGCCUCCUCUGGCGGCGAUGCUGAACAGCUUCGACUUUGAGUCGGUGGCACGCGAGGUUAUGGAGCCUCAGGCCUGGGGAUACUACUCCAGUGGAGGUGAUGAUGAGAUCACACUGCGUGACAACCACUUGGCCUUCCAGAGGAUCACCAUGCGCCCCCGUAUUUUGGUGAACGUCCGCGAAAUCGACAUGACCACGAAGAUCCUGAACGUCCCCGCGGCCCUGCCAUUGUACUUCACUGCCACCGCCUUGGCGAAAUUGGCCCACCAGGCAGAUGAAGCGCGGGGAACGAUGAAGGAGGGUGAGCUGGCAAUUGUGAAGGCCGCCAAGAAGGCGGGGGUGCCCUACAUGCUGCCAACUUUGAGCUCCUACACCUUGGACGAGAUGUUGGAAGCUCGGGCUCCUGACCAGGUGGUGUUCUCUCAGCUCUACGUGAAUCCUGAGAGGUCCCGAACGGAGGAGUACGUCUCCAAGCUUGAGAAGGCAGGCGUCCAGGCAUUGUUCGUGACCGUGGAUGCUCCUCAGCUGGGACGUCGUGAGAAGGACAUGCGCAACAAGUUCACUCAGCAGGGCUCCGAUGUGCAGGGUGAUGAUGAGGAUGAAGGCGCAGUGGACCGUUCCCAGGGAGCCACUCGUGCCAUCAGCAGCUACAUUGACCCUGGCCUCAACUGGGAGGACGUGCCAUGGCUCAAGAAGAUUACCUCCAUGAAGGUGCUCCUGAAGGGUGUGCAGUGUGGAGAGGAUGCCGUUGAGGCCUUCAAGGCUGGUUUGGCUGGCUGCGUCCUGUCCAACCACGGUGGACGUCAGCUCGACACCUGCCGUCCUGGCAUUGAGGUGCUGCCUGAGGUCAUGGAAGCCUUGAAGGAGGCAGGCGCUACCAAGGAGAACUUUGCCGUUUUCAUUGAUGGAGGUGUCCGUCGUGGUGGCGACAUCUUCAAGGCAGUUGCUUUGGGUGCGCAGGCCUGCGGUGUGGGCCGUCCUGUCUUGUACUCCCUGGCCUCGUACGGCCAGAACGGCAUCGUGCGCAUGGUCCACAUGCUGCAGGACGAGUUGCAGAUGGUCAUGCGCUUGGCUGGCACACCAAACAUCCCAUCCAUCACUGAGAAGCACGUGAUCACCACCAACCUGGCUGACCACAUCGUGCCACUCCCCGUGGACAACCUCACCAUGAAGACCUACCAGGGCUUGGAGCCAGCAGCCAAGCUUUAA
Molecule: messenger RNA, 1566 nt
Organism: Cladocopium goreaui
Lineage: Eukaryota; Dinophyceae; Suessiales; Symbiodiniaceae
Source: the annotation of a GenBank genome assembly